This is a messenger RNA of Acyrthosiphon pisum (pea aphid), 5274 nucleotides long. RefSeq lists its product as uncharacterized. Bases 1 to 1215 code for a protein of 404 amino acids. The transcript is spliced from 4 exons. NCBI's taxonomy places the organism in Eukaryota, Metazoa, Arthropoda, Insecta, Hemiptera, Aphididae. The record is from RefSeq and is a predicted model, not a curated record.
AUGAAGAUCAUAGCUGAACUUUCAUCAACGCAUCAGAAAAAAACCCUUAUGGAGUCCGCAAAAAAGAAAAAAGUUAAGGCAUGUAGUAUAAAUGAAAGCUGGGAAAAUGGAAAGUUCUCGUUUAGUCCAAAACUCACUUGGAAAGUAAUUAAUGAGAUAUUAGAUAAGAAUUAUAAUAAGAAUGAUGAUGUUAAAGUUAUUAAAUUAGAUGAUAACACUCUUGAUGUCAAAAAUGAGCCUCUAAAUAUUGCUGUUCUCCAACCUUAUGCACAAGAACUAAAACAAAUUUUAAUUUCAUCUCAUGAAGGGAAACACAUAUAUGAAAGUUAUCAAUUAAAUGAUUAUUUUACUUUUAAUAUGAGGAACAAGCUUUACAUACUUCAUACCCUACAAAGAAUAGAAGUAAAGCAAGGAGUUAGAAUAGGUGGAGAAACAAUUAACGCUCUGAGAUUUGCUGAUGACAUCGCUUUCUGCGCAGAAACAGAAAAUGACCUACAAAAUAUUUUAACUAAGGUCAAUAAAAUAUUAGGGGACAAAUAUGGAAUGCGAUUAAAUAAAAAAAAGACAAAGGUUAUGGCGUGCAGCAAGACAAACCCUGCUCAACUUAAUAUAUACAUAGAUAAUGCACGCAUAGAACAAGUACAACACUUUAAUUAUUUAGGAAGUAAAAUAACAGAAGAUGGCCGUAGUAAAGAUGAAAUUCUAAGUAGAAUAGCGCAAGCGAAGAGGGCUUUCCAGAAUAAAAAACAUCUACUAACCACCAAUAGUAUGGACUUACAGGUAAGGAAAAGGUUCUUACAAAUAUAUAUAUGGAGUAUUGCCUUAUAUGGCUGUGAAACCUGGACAAUCAGUGCAACAGAGAAAAGAAAACUAGAGGCCUUCGAAAUGUGGUGUUAUCGUAAAAUGUUAAGAAUUAAAUGGAUUGAUAGAAUAACGAAUGAAGCAGUACUGAUUAGAAUAAAAGAAAAGAAAAUACUAUGGCAUACCGUGAAAGUUAGAAGAGCUAAAAUGAUAGGACAUCUACUACGCCAUGAGAGUCUAACAAAAACCAUCAUAGAAGGCGACGUUGAAGGCCAUAUAGGAAGAGGAAGACCAAGGAUGGAGUAUAUGAAGCAAUUAAUGAGUGACAUGGGGAAGAAUAGUUAUAAAAAGCUAAAGGAAUUGAGUAAUGAUAGGGAAGCAUGGAGAACUGCAGCAAACCAAUCUAAGGAUUGAAGACUAAAAAAAAAAACCCCUACAAAAAAGAGAAUGGACAUAUAAGACCAAAUAGAGGAAAGUUGUGGGAUCGCUAUUCAAAUAUUCGAAAAGAUAUUCGGAAAUUAAACAAUUAUGUCGUCUUAAAUGAGUCUGCGAGUAACAUACAUACUACAGAUAAUAUUGCUGAUCAAGGUUCAUAUAUUAUUGUAUUAUUUAUACAUGUACCUACCUAUAAAAAAGUUUUUUUUUUUUUAAUAUUAACAUGAUAUUUAGGAGUUAUUGAGAAUGAUAUACUGUGGCUAAAAAAUAAUCACGAACCCAUGAAUAUUGUUGUUGAUAAAUGGAACAGCACUAGGAACUAUAGGUACAAAGAAAUGAUGACUUGCAAAGAAGAACUAUAUUAUUUUAAAGAAUUUCCAUCUAUUAGAGAUGGUCAAGGUUAUCAGUUGGUUAGUAAAACUUUGUAUGUUCUAAUUAAUCUUAAAAAUAUUUAUGUUUAACAUUAUGAAUGUUACAAUAGUACAAUAAUAAUUUAUAAUUCUAGAUUGAAUAUGAUUUUAAUGAAAUGUAUUCCCAAAAAGAAGUUAUCUUUUAUGAUAAGUUUCCUAGUUUGGUCGGAAUUCUGCCAAAUUAUAUAAAAAAGUUUAAGCCUAAGUUAGUGAAAGACUCAAACUAUUUGGUAUUGGCAGAUCUAAAUACUUACAUCCAUUUCACCAGGCAAUAGAAGAAUUUAUGUUAUUAAGAUGUUUAUUUAUUUGUAUAAAUAUUAUAAAUUCCUAUUUUGUAUGCACAUAUCAGAUCAUAUUACUGCUGCAUUCAUCUUGAUUCCGAGGAUAUUCCCAUCAUUAACUGUAAGCAUACUGUAUAAUGUUGGUGGAACAAGAAAAAGAAAAAAAGAAAGUUGGAGACCAUCAAAUGAAGAAAUUUCAGAAGACUUCAUUGUCAUUCUAAAAAAUGUUGCUCAAUUGAAAGAAAUUAUUAACAUCAAAACUACUAAGGCUACUUCGUUUGGGUUAACUGUUCAGCCAUAUGUUGCUUUGCUCUGUUCAGAUCCUCAGAAUGAAUUGAUUGUAACAGCGUCGUAUGUAAUAAUAAACAAGUAUACAUUUAAAGCAGAAACGCCACUAAAGGCAGUAGAUAUUUGUUUCAAAAGUUUUUUUGCACUAAAUUUAAAAUAUCCUGUACAAUCAGACCACGUAUGGGAAUUUAUUCAAAAAUUCUUUUAUGGUAUCAUUAAAAAAGAAGAUAAAAAAUACCAAUGUGUUGACAAUAUUAUUAAUGACUUUAAACUAAAAUAAUUGUGCGUAAACCGCUUUUCUUUAAAUCAUUUAAUUUUUUUAUAAUCUCUUUAUAUAAUAUUUCUUAAGUAUUUUGUUCCUAGUAGAUUGUUACAUUUAUAUUCAAUUAAUUAAAAAAUAUCAGUUUAAAAAUGCCUCAAUGUUUUAAAUGCUUUUCUAAAUUCAUUAAUUAUGAUUUAUUAUUUCUACAUCUUAAAAUUUACCAUCAACAUAUCACUCCUUAUAAAUGUCUUGAAAGUAAUUUUUUUAGAACUUUUAACUGUAUCAAAUCAUUUAAAAAGCACGUCAAAGGUCAUGAUAAUAAUUUGAAUGAACAAACUAUUCUAAAUCUAAAAAAUCUUCAAACUCCAGCUAUUGAACAUGCAAUUAUUGGUCACGAAACUGAUCGUUUAAAUAUUAAUAUUAAUAAUUCUCAACCAACCAACAACAAUAUAACUACAAAUUAUGAAUCUUUUGUCUAUAACAAAGCAUUAGUAUUGCUAUCAAAAUGGUAUAAUAAAUCAGGUGUGCCAAGAAAUAAAAUUCAAACUAUUAUUGAUGACUUCACUUCAUUUCUAAAUGAUUUUUUACCACAGCUUCAUAAUAAUGUAAUUGUUAAGUUACAGAGUAAUGAUAAAUCAACUUUUGAAAUAGAUGCAAUGUUCAAUAUAAUUGCUAAUCCAUUCAAAAAUUUUAAUACUGAGCAUCAAAGAUUUAAAGCUUUAGAAGAACUAGGUGUAUUUAGUAGACCAAAACCUGUGCACUUGGGUUAUCGUUUGAAUGAUAAACUUAAGAAUGGCCGGACUAUUGCUGUUUCUACUCCCAUUAAUGCUUAUAGCGCACCAUUGCCUAUACUUCUUAGAAAGUUUUUUGAAAUGCCAAAUGUUUUAAAUAUGAUGAUUACUUAUACAGAGGAAUUACUUAAAAAUGAAUGUAUAAUUAGCAAUUUGAUUCAAAGUAAUAUGUGGAAAAAAAACUUGAAAAAAAUCCAAACAAAAUGUUAUUUCCGUUUUUAUUAUAUUUUGAUGAAUUUGAAACUAAUAACCCUCUUGGUUCACAUGCUGGAAUACAAAAACUUGGAGCGAUUUACAUAUCUUUACCAUCUUUUCAUCUAGAAUAUGCAUCAAAAUUAGAAAAUAUAUUUUUAAUUUAUUUAUUUAAUUCUUUAGAUAAAAAACAAGUUGGUAAUCAAAAUCUCUUUAAACAUUUAAUAUCAGAAAUUAACUUUUUAGAAGAGUCUGGUAUUAAUGUAUUUGUAAAUAAUCAACAAUAUCAAAUUUAUUUCAGUUUAGCUUUAAUAGUUGGGGACAAUUUAGGUUUACAUAGUAUUUUGGGGUUCACUGAAUGUUUCGUUUCUAAUUAUCCUUGUAGGUUUUGUCAUAGUUCAAAAGAGGAGUGCCAUGCACAAAUUUCCCAAAAUAACGAGAAUCUGAGAAAUAUUGAUAAUUAUAAUGAUGAUGUUAAUACUAAAAAUGUUGCACUAACUGGAAUUGUUGAAUCAUGUAUUUGGAAUAAUGUAAAUUCAUUUCAUGUUGUUUAUAAUUAUUCUGUUGAUUUAAUGCAUGAUUUACUUGAAGGUGUAUGUAACUAUGACAUGUCAAGUAUAAUUAGAAACUUUAUUUUAGAAUUCAAGUAUUUUAGUUUAGAAGCCUUAAAUAACAGAAUUCAGUUUUUUGAUUAUGGACCAAGUGAAAUUAAAAACCGACCACCACUAAUAAAUGAACACUCAUUAAAAAGUAACAACCCCACAAUAUGUAAAAUGUCAGCUUCGGAAAUGUGGUGUUUUGUACGAUGCUUUGGUCUUAUGAUUGGUGAUUUGGUACCUAUAGAAUCAGAGUUUUGGAAGUUAUACAUUUUGCUUAAAAAAAUUCUUGAUUUGACCACUACUCGAUCAAUAGGGCUUGAAAGCUCGAAUACUUACUUAAAAUGUUAAUAUCAGAACAUCAUGCCUUAUAUUUAGAAUUAACCAAAAUUAACUUGAAACCAAAAUUUCACCAUUUGAUUCAUUACCCUUAUAUUAUGGAACAAGUAGGUCCAUUGAUUAAUAUUUGGUCUAUGCGGUUUGAGGCCAAACAUAAAGAGUCAAAAAUUGCUGCUCGAACAAUAUCAAGUAGGAAAAAUAUUUGUUAUACGUUAAUGUUAAAAAAUCAGUUAAAAAUGUCCUACAAAUUUACUCAAAUAUCAAAAUAUUCUAAAUUUUCAAGUUCUUUAACACUUUGAGUGCCAUGUGUAUCAAUUUCAAUACACAACUAAUAUAUUUAUUUGUGCCGUGUGUAUUGAAUAUGAUACACAUUUAUAUGGUAAACACAUUAUAAAAAAAAUGUCCCGGUCAGAAUGGUCAGUUUUGUCAUUUGUGGCCUGGCACUCAAUGUGUUAAAUGUAGGUAAAAAUGUAAUGUAUUCUUUAGACAUAAAAAAAAAAUUUAGCUUCUGUUUUAAAUUAUCCAUGUAUAGAACACUCUAAUUUUGUUUCUUGGAUUGAAGUAAAAAAUAUUCAUUACACUACAAAUAAUAUGUAUUUGGUAUUGGAUAUUUCAGAUUUACCUGUUUUUGGUUUUUUAAAAUACAUUUCUAUACUACCUGACCUUACAGCUUUAGGUAUUUUUUAAGUGCUUAAAACAAUUAAUUUUAAUGAACAUUUACAAUCAUAUUAUGUUGAGAAAACUCAAAUUAUAUCUUCUUCAAACUUUACAGAUUUACCUAAUUUUAGUCCUACAUUUUGUUGUAUAAAACAAAAUGGCCUUAGUUAUAUACCUUUAAUAUUGUAAACAUUAAAAUAUAUAAUAUUUAUUAAAAGCUUA